AUGAGCCUUAAUAAUUCAAAUAUUACCCCUGUUGUAGAUCGUGGUGCUGGAUCUUCAACCAAUAAUAACAUGCACCAAAAUACACUUGAUUUGAAUGAGGAGACGGUGGUCCAACCUCGGUUCCUGAUCGUCAAAAGAAAAGAAGGCGAUUUUGCUACUGUAAAUCCCUUCUUAAUUCAGAAAUUUGUAUAUGGAAGAUUCGGACAAGUCAAAAACCUAAAGAAAAUUAAAGAUGGUCUACUGAUUGAAACUAAUUCAGCUGCUCAAUCAAAAGUAAUGCUAACCAUAAAGAAAUUCCUAGAUUAUGAAGUAGAAAUUAUACCACAUUCUAAAUUGAAUCAAUGCAGGGGUAUUGUACAUUGCAAAGAUCUUUUAAAUUGUUCAGAGCAAGAAAUUUUAGAUGAAUUAAAAAAUCAAGGAAUAAUCGAUGUUAAAAGAAUUAAAAGUAAACGAGAUGGUAUUUUGGUAGACACACCCAGUCAUAUUUUAACAUUUAAUACUCCUAAGCUACCCAAAGAAGUAAAAGUACGACAUUUCAUACCAUCACCUCUUCGAUGUUUUAGACGUCAACGUUUUGGACAUGCAGCUAUUAGUUGUUCUAAAGAUCAAGUGUGCGUAUGUGGUAAACCUUUACAUAUUGGAAAUCCUUGCGAACCCCCGAUAAAAUGCGUGAACUGCGAAGGCCCACAUCCAGCUAGAUCAAAAGAUUGCUUAAUGUAUAAACAAGAAUAUGCCAUCCAAGAACUAAAAGUUAAAGAAGGACUGUCUUAUAUAGAAGCAAAAAGAAAAAUAAACAUAAACACCCCUAAACCUAAUACUUCCUACUCUCAAGUAACUACGUUUCGUCCACCCGCUCCUGUUCCUACCGUAAACACACAGGAAUUGGUAAAAAAUCUACUGCCACAUUUAAUUAGUGCCUUAAAGAGCUGUUUCCAGACAACACAACUAACGCAGCAAAUUUACCCACCAUCUGAAUCACAAGAACAAUUGUCGCAGGUAACAGAUUCUGAAUCUGAGUCUGUAACUAGUGAAAACACUACAAAAACAACAAGCACCACCCGAAAAGGCACUAAGAGAAAGAAAACAAAAAGGAAAGGUGGUUGGCCGAAAGGCGUACCUAGGAGUAGAAAACCUAGUCUAGAAACAAUGGACACUGAUGUACCCCUCCCUAACCCUGAAGCACCCCUCCCUAACCCUGAAGCACCCCUCCCUAACCCUGCAGUACCCCUCCUUAACCCUGAAAUAUCAUCUUUAAAAGAUGAUAUUCAAACCGACCCUGCCAGUAAACCGCUUGGUCAUACUUCAGCAGAAGACAAUUAA
Molecule: messenger RNA, 1320 nt
Organism: Psylliodes chrysocephalus
Lineage: Eukaryota; Metazoa; Arthropoda; Insecta; Coleoptera; Chrysomelidae
Source: the annotation of a GenBank genome assembly